CUGGCCCACGGAGCCGACCCGGACCACCACCCGCCCCACCUGGGCUCCCCCCUCUACGUCAGCUGCCUGCACCGCCACACGGACUGCUCCAGGGCGCUGCUGCUCAGAGGGGCCAGCGUGAACGUGGGCCUGGGGGGGGACAGCCCGCUGCACGCCGCCGCCAGGCUGGACAGCGCUGACCAGGUGGCCGUGCUGCUGGACUUUGGCGCCGACGUGAACGCCAGAGACGGGGACGGCCAGCGGCCGGCCGAGCUCACGCCGGCGGGGGGGCGGGCCGGGCAGCUGCUGCUGGCCUUCGAAGGUAGAAAAUUGGAUUUUCAGGCAGAAUCACGAUCACAAUCGGCUUUAUUCUUAAAGAGUCUGUGCCUGCUGUGCCGCCUGCGGAUCCGGAGCGUGAUUGGCCGUUCCUACUUCCGGGUGAGCGGAGGCGCCGCCGCACUGGAGUCGUGUCAGAUCCGCGUCCGGGGUGGGGGGGGGCAGACAGCAGGAUAUGAGAGGCGUGCGGGCUGCUGGCGGCGGUGA
Molecule: messenger RNA, 522 nt
Organism: Menidia menidia (Atlantic silverside)
Lineage: Eukaryota; Metazoa; Chordata; Actinopteri; Atheriniformes; Atherinopsidae
Source: the annotation of a GenBank genome assembly